GUACAACGCAGGCGGACACACACGGAGAAGAGCUCCACCAACUCCACACGUAGGAGCCAGACGUUUCUCGACCCCUCACGUCGCCGUUUAGAAGAAAAACACACACACACGCGCACGAGACACCGUUAAAAAGUUAGCAGACUAUGCUAAACGGGCGGCCGCCGCCGAAGUUAGCCGCUCCUCGGAAGUUCGCCGGGCUGCCGUUUUCCGUUACGCUCGCCUUUUAAACGCAAACAGCGCGCGCAGAAAUGAACGAGUCGGACGUUUUCUGCGAUGUUCGGACGAACUCGUCGGGCUGCGUGAACCGGACGGGGUCCUCCUUCAGCCCGAUGGACGUCGCGUCCUUCAUGCACAUCUUCCCCACCGUGUACGGCGUGCUGUGCUCGGUGGGCGUCCUGGCCAACAGCCUGGUCAUCUACGCCGUGGCCACCUGCAAGAAGAAGAUGGUCUCCGACAUCUACGUGCUGAACCUGGCCGUGGCCGACCUGCUUUUCCUGCUCGUCAUGCCCUUCAACAUCCACCAGCUGGUGAGGGACAGGCAGUGGGUCUUCGGGAACUUCAUGUGCAAAGCCGUGGUGGUGGUCGACGUCAGCAACCAGUUCACCACAGUGGGCAUAGUCACCGUGCUCUGCAUAGACAGGUACAUUGCCAUUGUCCAUCCCACCUCAGAGAACCGGACCAUCCAGUGGACCAUUGUCAUCAACCUGCUGGUGUGGGUGGGCAGUUUUCUCCUCACCAUCCCUGUCAUGAUAUACGCCAAGGUGAUCUCUGAGAAGCACAUGAACGUAUGUAUGAUGUACCUGGACAGCCCUAAGGACAUGUAUUGGUACACGCUGUACCAGUCCACGCUGGGCUUCAUCGUGCCCCUCAUCAUAAUCAGUACUUUUUACUCUCUGACUCUGUACCACGUGUUCCGCUCCAUCCGGCGGGUCAAGCGCAAGCAGUCGGUGUGGGCCAAGCGCGCCACCAAGAUGGUGCUGAUGGUCAUCGCCCUAUUUCUGCUGUGCUGGUCCCCGUACCACGUCAUCCAGGUGAUCAACCUGAGCAUCCAGCACCCCACCAGCAUCUUCAUCUACGCCUACAACAUCAGCAUUUGCCUGAGUUACUCGCACAGCUGCAUCAAUCCACUCAUGCUCCUCAUCUUCGCCCAGAACUACCGCGAGCGCCUCUGCCACCGUCGCGACCUCCGCAGCUCUCACACCACCAUGUCCAAAACCACGGUGAAGACGGAGGGGGGCUCCAGCGUCAGCCCAGACACCACCCAUCGCUGCACCGUCAUCUGACCAGCGCUGCUUAGAUUUGAUCAGAUGUUCCCGCUAACGGAUUUGAUCAGACGUAUGCCGAGAUGUAGGUUGAGACACAUUCCUGCAUUCCAAACAAAAAUGAAGAUAAACCGAAGCAAAGGUAUUCAGGGUUCAGGCCCUGACGAACAGCAUGAGUUUGUUACAGUAAGGAUACACAGAUACACAUUCCUGCAUUGCAAAAAAUACUUGUUAGGGCUGAUUUGUACCACUGCACUCGCCCGUAUACUUAUACUUUAUAUAUAUUUAAAUGCAUGGAAUUCAGGAGCAGUGUUGCAUUUACCAAACAACGAUGGAGAGAUAAUGAAGAAUAAUGAAGAAGAAGCCAUUUUUGACCCCAAGACUUGUAGCAAAGAGAGAACAGACAGAAGUAAAAUACUGGAUUCAGUAAAUCAUCUGGCACAUCGUAUCCGCCACCAACACCUGCACCACCGGAUAUUCCACAACCAAAUGAAUAUUUGCUUGACGCUCAGCAUCACGUAUAGUUGAGCUCUUUGCAGCAGCACAUCAAGCUGUUCAUAUACAUUUAUAUGCAUCUUUGCCGAAGUGUAGCUCUGCCUUUAGACUGUGGUAAAUGGGGUCGCUACAGAAGGACCCCAGUCGAUAUGAUUGAGAAACACUGCAGGAUGUUGAUGACUGGGUCCAGAUAUUAACUGACGAUGACUGUGUUUGUGGCGCACAUUCAGGCUGACACAUGAAAUACAUGCAAUAAACCCUGCAUCAUCGUUCACUUCUGUUGCAUGUUUUUGAGCAUGCUGACUGUUUUCUCCACAUUCAGCUUUAAGAAACUGGAUAUUUAUACAUGCACUCUUACUGGAGUGAGGGUAUCUAUUCUGAUUUGCUGUGGUUUUUCUAUAAAGCAGCAGUCUGUCACUGUUGCUCCUGAGCCGCUAGUGGCCCACAAGCGAGUAGCUUGUUAGGAUGUUUUGAAAGCAGUGUGGCAGACAUUGCCGUAAAUCAUGUUUUCUAAUGUCUCUGAUUUUGGUUUUGCCUUUUAACAACAUGCAGAGAGAGAAAUAGAAAAAGCGCCUGUGGUGGGUGGGCAUGACUGUGAACUGCACACUGACCACAAGUCUGCCUGCUAAAAUAGCCUGAGAAGUCAUCUUUUUGUUCAGUGUGUUGUUAGUGCCCAAUGAGAAGGUCAUAUUAACUCAGUUGAGGGCACUUAUCACAUUUAUGUAAUGUUGUCUCACAAACUGUAAUAUGCGUAUGAACCAUUGGUGUUCUGGAUUUUGUAACGAGACCAUGAGCUCUACAACUGCACUACGAGAAGUCUGUAUGAAUAGCAUUACAUUUUUUAUUAUUAUUGUUGUUGUUAUUAUUACUAGUUGUAUUAUUAGUAGUUACCAGCGGUUGUAAAAUUCAGUGAACGUCAGUGGGUAUUACCACAGACCAAUGCUUUGUUUACAAGUGUAAUAUCAGCUCAUAUAAAGUAUGUGUGUGAUUUGCCA
This is a messenger RNA of Pygocentrus nattereri (red-bellied piranha), 2752 nucleotides long. RefSeq names its product melanin-concentrating hormone receptor 2 (gene mchr2b). Gene Ontology annotation, biological process: neuropeptide signaling pathway. The transcript is spliced from 2 exons. Lineage: Eukaryota; Metazoa; Chordata; Actinopteri; Characiformes; Serrasalmidae. Bases 249 to 1283 code for a protein of 344 amino acids. The record is from RefSeq and is a predicted model, not a curated record. Gene Ontology annotation, molecular function: G protein-coupled receptor activity; neuropeptide binding. Gene Ontology annotation, cellular component: membrane; neuron projection.